GCAUGCUAGGCAAGCGCUGGCUCUACCAGCUGAACUACACCCGAAGACCUCACAUCUAGGGUUGUGAUAAGUUCACACUGGAACUGAGUGCCUGGAGCAGAGUCCAGAAGGACCGAUCGUUCCAACAUCCUGAUCUCUGUCUUUUUCUCUGCAGGUCUUCCAGACUGGGUCUUCCUCUUGGUUCCACCCACAGAGUUAGGGUUGCCCCUCGGCUCCCAAGGGACAACUCUCAUUCCCCAUUUCCGUACAUCUCUAGUGAAUGGCUAAGAAAAAGUGAAGAGCCAAGCUUAGAUGCAGGCUCCGGACUGAGCACGCGAGAGACAAGCAGAAGAGGCUUCAUGUCCGCUUGGCCUGCUGCUGACGUCUGCAGGGAAACUAGGCAGCGGCCACACUGCUGUGGCAGAAGGCAGUCACCAACCAGGAAGGUCUCUAAUUAGUCUUGUGGCCCCGCCCACUUUUUUUCCUGGAUUCAAGGCGAUGUUGCCUCGAAGCAAGGACCAGGUGCUGCCACAGAACACAGUGCCCCCAGAGUGUCCCCCUCAGGUCCUCUCACAGUUUGCUGACUCCCCUCCAUCCAACUUAGCAUCUCUCUCCCCCCAUCAGUCCCUCCCUUCUCCCCACCUACCUUUGCCGGCUCAUAGGCCAGCCUAUUUUUCCUUCUCUUCUCCGCCACAGCCCCACUCUCCCGGGCCUCACUUCUACUCUUCUGACGCAAAUUUUGACUUUUUCCCCCUUCCGUUCGCUUCCUCCCUCCAGAGUUCCCCCACUUUCUUUCACCAGAACUACCCCUGUCUUCCUUGGCGACACUCAUCCCCUCCCCUCAUCUACCAGCUGGGCGCCUCCCCUCCUCUUUCCCAUCGCUCUUCUCUUUCCCAGGGACAAAAUUCCUCUCCGCACUCUUGCCAGUCUCCUCCCCACCUCCGGGGCAUCCAUAGUUCCACAGCCACGCCCCCCAGCCCCAGCCCCCCUUCUGGAGGGAUUUCCAGUAACAAACAAACAUGGCAGUGUCCUCAAUCCAAAAACACCAGGUCCCCUGUGGUGGCAGGGGGAUGCAAGGCAAGCAAGGUGGACCCUGCAGAGUUCAAGGACCCAAUGGCCCUCGCCCAAGCCCUAGUCGUGCGUGUGGGGCACCGCAGAAUUGCAACAGAUCUCCAGCUACUGUUUCUGCAGCGCCUGUGGCUCGGCACAUCCACACCCGGCCAGGCCCCAGUUGUGGAGUACCCCAUUUGUCUACAGUGCCUCCAGCCCCGCACCCCGUCUUGCCCCACCCCCAAGUACAAGAAGGGGGCAAGGCUGCUUGCCUUCCCUCAACUACUGCCCUGUGCGCAGGGCCAGGAGUCUGGGCCUCUCCGCAUAGGUAUUGGCUUCGGCCUCCACUUGUCUCUGGGCCAGGCCAAAGCCUUGCAUCUGCUACCACCAAAAAAACGGCAGGAAGCAAGUCCUCAAGGAAAGGUCGUCCUGAGGCAACCGCCUACAACCCAGACCCCAGAAACUCAAGUUAUAGACACACUCUCCCAGGCCAGGCCCCUCAAGUUUGCAGGCCUCCAAUCACUAAAAUCCAGCCAAUGUUCCGUGCCUCCAGCUCAGGCACCAAGAUGGGUCACUGCCUCCCCAAGGCCCAGAUUGUCUACAGCCCCAAAGAGGUCGGUGUCUCCAGAAUCUAUUCUCGAAAAGUUACCAUCUUAAUUCCAGAGCAGCGGAGACCCUAUGGAACACCCUCUCCAAACCCCACCCUCCCUACCAGGACUUCUCAGACCUUAGGAAGCCACAACAACACCUUGAAGGGCUGGCUGGCUGGAGGCCAAGUGUGUUCUCCUGCCCUGAACCCUGGAAACCCCUUGUGGAGUCUGCUCUCCCCUGGUUGAAGACCAGAAGCACCCAAGGCCCCAUUCAGCCUUCACUGUAUCCAAUAAAGGCUAACCCUGAGACUUGUGUCUGUGUCCUACUGUGCCCACAGGGUGGAUUCAAGGGCUGUAGGAUAAGGUCCCUCAACAAGGUUGGAGGGAAAGGAAGGUCAAGGACAGAAAGUGCCACACACCCCGGUAUCUGAGCUGCUUAGAGACCUCUGCAAGGCCCUUUUCUGGUUUAAUUCUAGUCUGUGGACACAUAAUUGGAAUCAAAGAAGAGAUCACUGGGCCCAUUUCUCAGGGCAUGCCUGAGUGGACACACAGCAGCCCAUUUUCCUCAUUGGGAAAGACAUGGUGAACAACUCAUUCACAGGCAAACAAAGAAAUCCCAUGUACAGACCAGAAGG
Microtus ochrogaster (prairie vole) is the source of this 2254-nucleotide messenger RNA. It is a transcript of the gene Prr30, whose product is annotated as proline rich 30. The record is from RefSeq and is a predicted model, not a curated record. Lineage: Eukaryota; Metazoa; Chordata; Mammalia; Rodentia; Cricetidae. The transcript has a single exon. Bases 478 to 1686 code for a protein of 402 amino acids.